AGAUAAAUUUAAUAAUUUAAUUUAUUCGAUAUCUAUUAUAUUGUAUAACUUAUUAAGGUGUAAAUUGAUUUAAUUGUUGAACUUCAAAUAAAACCCUCCUUAGUUCAGUGGUAAGGGAGCCUACUUUUGGACCAAAAGGUUGUGAGUUCGAAUCCUGACUGGGUGGGAAAUUUUUCUUUAUUAAAACAAUAUAAUAAACAAAAAUAAUUUCUAUCCUUGUGGGAUUGGUAAUCACCCGAGGGACCGCAGACAUUUACUCAACACACACACACACUACACAUUACUCAUUACUAAUUACGUGGCUAAAGAUUCCAAACCAAGGCCAGAAAUAAAAAACUUCAAGUAGCUUUCUUCAAAUAAUUAGUUCACAUCUAUCAGAUCUGACAUUUUAAAAAUUAAAUGAGGUAAAAAUUCUACCAUGUCAACUUCACCACAAUCUUUUGAAGCACGAGUUCUUUCGUAUCUGAAGGCUCAAGAACACCUAAACUGGGGAGAAGCAUUCGAAGAGAUCGAGGAGGAAGAAACACCCGAACAGCAUGCUCAAGCCAUCUUGCAAGAAAUUUUGUUAAAACUAAAUAAGAGAAUUGUAUGCCAAGAUCGAUAUGAUAACUUGAAGGAAAAUCACAACCAGUUUCCUUUGUUCAACUUAGAAGAUAUAAUACCAGAUUUUUGUAUCGAUGAAGAUAUGAUUAAACAACUGACCUUUUCCGAAACUUUAGUAAUAAGCGAACUAGAUGGCUACAAAAAUUCGAAGGAAACUGUGCCUAAAGCAGUCGGAUCUCUAGUUUUAAAUAUACUAGCUGAAGAUGCCAUUUUACCACAUAAUAUUAAGAAAAAGGCAAUAGAUGCGGAUAUAGAAAGGGAAGUAACGCUAACAUUGCAACGGGCAAAACAAGUUGCUGGGCCGUUGAUUAAGAAACCCAACGCAAAGCUCGUUGAGCUGGACGAGGUAGAAGAGCAGCUGCGGAAAACUCUCAUCGAAUACGAAAAGUCCUUGAAGGAGGAAAUGAUGGCGAACGCUACAAAGUUUACGGUGCAUGUUUCGUCACAGUUCAACUCAGGAUUCAACGGCGGCUCCCGGAUAACGGCUUGGGUGAACAGGAAUUUUCAUACGCUGGAAGAAAAAAGAACUGAGUAUUUCCAAGACGAAGGGAUAAUCAAUGAAAAAACUCUUUACGUAGGUCUACAACAUAGAAAAUACUACGUCAGACAUUGCAGUUCAAAGGAAGAAACUGAUAAUCGGAGAUAUUACAAUCUAGCAAAAUGUCAAGAUCUUGUUUGCGAAGGGGCGAAUUUUAUCUUGAUGAGAUAUUUAGCCAUCACAAGAUAUGAAGGGCAAUUCGAAUUAUCUACAACAUAUAUCAAUGGAGAUUUAUGCAGAAAUCAUUACGAGUGUACUGGUCCUAUGAAAGGAAAGGUGAACAACAAAGAAACCGAGAUUUGUAAAAUAUAUAGAUACAUCGUUGAAAAAUGCGGUAUAGAACAUCUAAGUGUCACUGUAAUGACUGUAUAUGGAAGAAUCGUAACACAAGAAUGGGAUGGUUGCCGUUAUAUACUUAAUAUGAAUCCUUUACAAUUUGUCGGUACUGGAAAACCAACCCUUUAUGACAGGAAAAGUCUUGAAAAUACGUGGUACGAUGAUUUGGAACUAUUCUCAAAGUAUAUGGACACGAAGACCGAAGCUGAACUAAAAAUGAAAUCAUAUAUGCACGAACAUCCAGAGGUAAAGAACAUUAUUGCGGAUUAUUUGAACAAUAUCCUACUUUUAAAGCCGCACAAUAUUUUACCGUUCACUAUGGACUUCUUCCAGAGUCUGUGUCCUAUGAAAAUUGCUAAAAUGAAAUAUUAGACAAACAUUUACAGAUUAAAAAAUAAAGGCGUUACAACAAUCCAAAUAA
Molecule: messenger RNA, 1898 nt
Organism: Diabrotica virgifera virgifera (western corn rootworm)
Lineage: Eukaryota; Metazoa; Arthropoda; Insecta; Coleoptera; Chrysomelidae
Product: ciliogenesis-associated TTC17-interacting protein-like
Exons: 7
Coding region: 419-1849 (476 amino acids)
Source: RefSeq, a predicted model, not a curated record